This is a messenger RNA of Pyrus x bretschneideri (Chinese white pear), 2740 nucleotides long. RefSeq names its product protein REPRESSOR OF SILENCING 3. Bases 106 to 2289 code for a protein of 727 amino acids. The record is from RefSeq and is a predicted model, not a curated record. Gene Ontology annotation, molecular function: RNA binding. Gene Ontology annotation, cellular component: nucleus. The transcript is spliced from 4 exons. NCBI's taxonomy places the organism in Eukaryota, Viridiplantae, Streptophyta, Magnoliopsida, Rosales, Rosaceae.
UUACUACGGGCACUGGCGCUGGCAGAUAGAAGGGAAAACUACAGGGGAAGAAGAAGAGACGUUGUCGGUAGACUGAGUAGUUAAUUGAUAUCCAAAACAAAAUUCAUGUAUAGAAGAAGAACAAGUGAAUCUGAACCCAAUAGUUUGCAAAACAACAAGGAAGAGGAAACAGAAACAGAUGGAGAUGGAGGAGGAGAGAUGUGGAUUCGGAUACAUGUUGGGGGAUUGGGAGGUACUGUGACGGAGGUGGACCUGCGUCGGAUGUUCUCCGGCGGAGGAACCGUGGAGGGAGUGGACAUCGUCAGAACCAAAGGUCGCAGCUUCGCCUACGUCGACUUCCGCCCUUCCGACGACAAGUCCCUCUCCAAGCUCUUCACGACGUACAAUGGGUGCGCGUGGAAGGGAGGGAAGCUGAGGCUCCAAAAGGCUAAAGAAGAUUAUCCUGUUCGCUUGCAACGCGAAUGGGAUGAAGAUGCUGCUCGACUUGCUGCUGCUCCUCCUCCUCCAGAUGAUGCACAUGAUAUUAAACAUUCACUAUCACACUCAACCAACACCAGCAGCAACAACGCGAAGCAACUUCGGAUUUUCUUCCCUGCACUAAGAACCGUGAAAGCUUUGCCCUUUACUGGAACUGGCAAACACAAAUACAGCUUCCAGCGUCUUCAAACUCCUUCUCUCCCUGUCCAUUUCUGCGACUGUGAAGAGCAUUAUGUCCCCGUCCCUUCUCAACCUACUACUACAAAACCCAAUCAAACUCAAUCCGACAAGUUAUUAUGUGAUAAUGGGAUCAAUGAGCAAGAGCUUAAUAUAAUGACUAAAGUCAUGGACAAGCUAUUCCAAACUCAAAAUGAAACAAAUGUCGCUCAUGAUGGUACUCAUCAACAACCCCAUCAACUGCAUCUUGCUGCUACUACUCCCCCUGACGAAGACAACCUUAUCAUCAACGUUGUCUCCAGCAACCAGGAAAAAGUCGAAAAACUAUCAGAAUUUCAGGAAUUUAAAUCCACUGAAACACAAGCUCUGAAAGGGAAAAGAUCGUCACCAAGUGAAGCGCAGAUAAAUAUUAAUGAACCUCCUAAGAAAAAGAGGAAAUCCCUGCCCGGUGAUUACAACCAUCAAAAGGAAUUGGAGGCAGCUCUUUCUGGCAGCAAGAAGAAUUUGCCAACCCAGUCAAAAGUUUCAGGAAAAUUCUUUGGAGCACAACCAGAUCAACCAGAAUUAGGUCAGCAACAGGUUUCUUGGUCUCAGAAGUCUUCUUGGAGACAACUUAUCGGUCAUAGGGGAAGCAGUUCAUUCAGCGUUUCACAUGUACUGACCAGGAUUGCUCCUUCUGCUGACCAAGUUGAAACAAAAUCUGGUAGUUCAGAAGUGUCCCUUUCUGAUAGCGAAAACCAGGAUUUGGAAAGCAAUGGAAACUCGGAAGACCAGCCCAGUGAGAUGGAACUGGUGGAACCUACCAAGUCAGUUGUAGUUUCAAAUAAGUCAUCGGGUAGAGGUGCUUCUUCCACUGACCAAGUUGAACCAAAAUCUGUUAGUUUAGAAGUGCUCCUAUCAGAUAGCGAAAACCAGGAUUUGGAAAGCAAUGAAAACUUGGAAGACCAGCCCAGUGAUAUGGAACUGGUGGAACCUCAACCUACCAAGUCAAUUGGAAUUUCAAAUGAGUUUUCAGGUAGACGUCCUUCUUCCGCUGACCAGGUUGAACCAAAAUCUGGUAGUCCAGAAGUGCCCCUUUCUGAUAGUGAAAGCCAGGAUCCAGAAAGCAAUGAAAACUUGGAAGACCAGCCCAGUGAUAUGGAACUGGUGGAACCUCAACCUACCAAGUCAGUUGUAGUUUCAAAUAAGUUGUCGGGUAGAGGUUCUUCAUGGCGCCGGCAAUCCUCAUGGACACAGUUAGUUAAUGAUAAUACUGACAGUUCAUUCAGCAUAAAACAAAUUGUGCCAGGUAUCUCUUCUGAGCAGCAGGUCCUUCCAAACCCCAAAGGUGCUGAUCCUGUGAGCUCCACUGACUGCAAGCUUAUGGAGAUGGUAAAACAAGAUAAUGACAAGGGCAGGUCUUGUUUAGGAAUUGGAAGAGAAGACAGUGUUUUACUAGGUAGUCUAGAAGAUACUAUAGUAGACAACGAUGGUGCUUAUGAUCCAGAUGAUAUAACACCAAAGCAAGCAUCUGCGGCAAAUAUUGAGAUAGGUGAAACUUGCUCAUUUAUGAGGACUGCUUCUUCGUUGAAGGAAUGGGCGAAAAUCAAAGUUGCUCUAAGUGGAUCAUUGAAAAAAAAGAAUGUUGAGAAUUAGGUGGCCGUUAUUGAAGUAAUAGAAGCUUUUGCAACUGAUGGCAUCAAGUCCUGUUCUGAGAUGAUACCUCUUUCGAACGUAUAUUAGCUUUGCCUUGGAUCAGUCCCUGCAGAGUCCGAACCAGAGUUGGAGCUGCUUUUGCAUCCGUCACAUCUGUCGUUGUUACAGCUUUCUUCUGCAAGAGAUUUGGUUAACAGGGAAUUAUGCAAUUUGUUAGGGGCUUUGUAUUUUUGUUUUUUUUAGAAACUUUUUCAGUAUGUUGGUGCUCGAAUCGGCCAACUUGCUUUUCGGUUAGAAAUGGAUAUUGGGUUGCAUUAGGAUCAGACCUUCUGAAACCCCGGGGCGAUCCAAUCUCUUUGAGACUGAAAGCUGCAAAGAGGUCAUGCUGGUAUCGUAUCUGAUUUGAAUUGAGUUUUCUGUUUUGAAAGCAAAAUUUUAAUUCCUAAGCCUA